UCUCCGGGGGGUUGUCCAUGCCUGCUUCCUUUCGACUGCGCUUGCAAAUCGACCCAAUCUCUGCUUACUGCUCCCCCCUCCAUCCCACCCCUUCCUCAUACACACACAGACACACACACACCCCACCCACCCCGGUCCCUCUUCAGCCCGUGGUAUCGUCCGACGCUCAAGGAGAGAGAGCGCAGUUUUUGGUUGCAGGUCGCCCGGAGAGUGACGCACACAGCGGCUGAGGACACAACACCAGAACCCGUUUCUCUUCUGCCUCUACUGCUCUGAGUGCGAGUCUGAUUCUCUCCUCAUCUCUGCCUGGCUUUGUCAUCAACUUGAGGAAUACAAACACCUUCGAAGAAUCAGUUUGAAAAGGACAGACGGCCCUCUGAGCCCCCCUCUCAACACCCCAGUGAUGCUUAGCUGUUGUAUCCCAGAGGCCCACCUUGGCAGUUAGAGGAGAGGUCAUCACCAUGACAGCAUCCUCGCAGGACUCCACCCCCUCGUCUAUGCCUGGCCUCUUCCUGCUCCUCCUCCUCCUCCCACCUGUCUUCACGCAGAACUCCGCUGUCCCGACGACCCCGUCCGUGGCAUUGUUUGACCCGCUGACCCAUCCGGAGUGCGCGAAGAAAGAACAUCCAAAGGUUUCCAUCCAAGCACUGAGUCCAUGGAUCUCCACUUUUUCCCACCCCGGUGUGAGAGACUACUCCCAGCUCACCCUUGACCUAGCUAGGAAUGAGCUUAUUGUGGGUGCCAGAAAUUACCUGUUCAGACUGGAUCUCAGUAACAUGUCACUGAUACAGGCGACAGAAUGGGCACCGGACGAGGAAACCAGGCGGUCCUGUCAGAGCAAAGGCAAAACAGAGAUUGAAUGUCAGAACUACAUCAGAGUCCUGCUGGUGAACAAGACUGAGGUCAUGACAUGUGGAACCAAUGCUUUCCAGCCACUAUGUAUAACCAGAGAGGUGGGCAACAUGAGCAGCGUGCUGGAGCGGGUGAACGGCGUGGCUCGCUGCCCAUACGACCCUCGUCACAACUCCACAGCGGUGGUGACAGAGAGCGGAGAGCUGUACGCCGCCACCGUCAUUGACUUCUCUGGCCGAGACCCUGUCAUAUACCGCAGCCUGGGCGGCAUGCCACCUCUGCGGACCGCACAAUACAACUCCAAAUGGCUCAAUGAGCCCCACUUCAUCUCAGCCUACGACAUCGGCCUCUUCACCUUCUUCUUCCUGAGGGAGAACGCGGUGGAGCAUGACUGCGGCAAGACGGUCUAUUCCCGCGUGGCGCGAGUCUGCAAGAAUGACAUCGGCGGCCGAUUUCUCCUGGAGGAUACCUGGACCACGUUCAUGAAGGCGAGGCUCAACUGCUCGCGCUCGGGCGAGAUCCCCUUCUACUACAACGAGCUCCAGAGCACCUUCUACCUGCCCGAGCAAGACCUCAUCUAUGGCAUCUUCACUACCAAUGUCAACAGUAUUGCAGCAUCUGCAGUGUGUGCCUUCAACCUGAGCGCCAUCACCCAGGCCUUUAACGGGCCCUUCCGCUCCCAGGAGAACCCUCGCUCCACCUGGCUUCCCACACCCAAUCCCAUCCACAACUUCCAAUGUGGUACUAUAGAUGACAAGGGUCCCAAUGAGGGUUUGACUGAGCGCAGCCUGCAGGAUGCCCAGAGGCUCUAUCUAAUGAACGAUGUGGUGCAGCCAGAGUCCGUUGACCCGCUGGUCAUGCAGGACGACGUUCGCUUCUCCAACCUGGUUGUGGACAUUGUUCAGGGCAUGGACACCCUCUACCAUGUUAUGUACAUCAGCACAGAAUAUGGCACCAUCUUAAAGGCACUGGCAACGCCCAAUAAGAACCUACAAGGUUGUUACUUGGAGGAGAUGGAGCUUUUUCCAUCAGGGGUGCGAGAACCAAUCCUGAGCCUGCAGAUCCUGCACAGUGACAGGUCACUCUUUGUUGGGCUCAACAACCGAGUCCUGAAGAUCCCACUGGAGAGGUGCUCCACCUACAAAACUGAGGCGCUGUGCUUGGAGGCGAGGGACCCCUACUGUGGCUGGGACUUCAGGCAGCGCAGAUGCACCACACUGGAGGACAGCUCCAACAUGAGCCAGUGGAAGCAGAACAUCACUGUUUGUCCGCUGCGAAACCAAACCACCAAUGGUGGCUUCGGACCAUGGGCACCGUGGCAACCCUGCAACAAUGAUGAUGGUGUGGAUGGUGUAAGCUCGUGCUUGUGUCGCUCCAGGACUUGUGACAGCCCUGCACCUCGCUGUGGAGGCAAGAACUGUGAGGGACCCACCAUUGAAGUCUCCAACUGCUCAAGAAACGGAGGAUGGACGCCCUGGUCGUCAUGGGGACAGUGCAGCACAACCUGCAGUACAGGCUUCGAGCUGCGCCAGCGUUCUUGUAACAACCCGUCACCUCGACAUGGUGGCCGUGUGUGUGUGGGGCCAAGCAGGGAUGAGAGGUUCUGCAAUGAAGGGGUGUCCUGUCCUCAGCCUAUCUUCUGGUCCCCAUGGGGUUCCUGGACCAAGUGCAGCACCGAAUGUGGGGGAGGUGUCCACUCCAGGGUUCGCAACUGUGAGAAUGGCAACAGCUGCCCAGGAUGUGCACUGGAGUACAAGGCUUGUAACCUGGAGGCGUGUCCAGAGGUAAAGAGGAACACGCCUUGGACCCCCUGGAUGCCCGUUAACGUGACUCAAGGCGGAGCUCGUCAGGAGCAGAGGAUGCGCUACAUGUGUCGGGCCCACCUGUCUGAUCCCCACGAGCUGCAGAUCGGGCGCAGGAAGGUGGAGACACGCUUCUGUCCGCAUGAUGGAACAGCAGCCUGCGAGACAGAUACCCUUGUUGAGGAGCUCCUGAAGACACCAGUCGUGAGAGUGGCAGGUGCUGGCUGGUCCUCGUGGGAGACUUGGUCAAGCUGCUCGCAGAGUUGCGCCAAAGGCUACCGCACCCGUCGGCGAACUUGCAGUGGACCAGAGGGGAAGAGCGCCCCCAUCGCAUGCCGUGGCUCACCUGUGGAGUACCAGGACUGUAACGUCCAGGCAUGUCCUGUAAACGGUGCAUGGUCCUGCUGGUCGUCCUGGUCUCAGUGUUCAGUCGGUUGUGGCGGCGGUCACUACCAACGGACACGCUCCUGUAACAGCCCUGCACCCGCCAGUGGAGGGGACAUCUGCAUAGGACUACACACUGAGGAGGCCUUGUGUAACACACACACUUGUGAUGACGGUUGUGCAGCAAGAAGGGAGCAGAUGGUGGAGACCGAGCAGCCUGUCGGUGAGCACCAGACUGAUAGGAAAGGUGGCUGGAUGGCCUGGUCGCUGUGGUCAGCCUGUGAUGAUUCAGGCUUGCAGAUGAGGAGUCGGGUGUGUGGUGCUCAGGGUAACACCCCGUGUGUGGGGAACAGCACUCAGCGCAGAGACUGCAAUGAAAUACCCGUCAUUCUCCCUGCAUCUGGUUUUGAUAAGGACCAGCAUUGUGGUGCAUUCACCUCCAUCCACCUAAUCGCCACCGGUGUUUCCUGUUUCCUGGGGGCGGGGCUGCUGUCCUUUCUGAUCUACGUCUACUGUCAGCGUGUUCAUAAGCCUUCGCAGGAGUCUGCCAUCAUUCACCCCACCACCCCAAACCACCUUAACUACAAGGGCAACACCACACCAAAGAAUGAGAAGUACACACCUAUGGAGUUCAAGACCCUGAACAAAAACAACCUGCUACCAGAUGAAAGAUCCAACUUCUAUCCAACGCCGCUUCAGCAGACCAACGUCUACACCACCACCUACUAUCCCACAGCGCUUGGCAAAUAUGAUUACCAGCCCAAUUCUUCUCCUUCACCAUGCAGGACCUACAACAACAGCAACAACAGCUGAGACACGCCCCACGACUGGCUCUGUGUAUCCCCCCCCCCACCCCCAGCCACUGCCCCAAACGGACACCACCACAAUGGAACGGUGACAUAACUGAACUGACAUGAACUGAAGUGUUUCUCAGAGCUCGGACAGGUUCCUCUGUUUGGCAUCGCCCCCCCCCCCCUCCUCACCCCCAUAGUCUCUUCCGCAUGGUAGAGCUUAUGUCUUCAGGGGCAUUUUUGGAACUUUCCAUCAGGAGAUGUGGGUUUGGACGACAAUGUCCUGGGGCAGUCAGGGGCAACCAGCUGGUCGGUGUGUUAUUGUAUGGGAUAUAGCAGUGUCAACUCAGAGCUUCACGUGGGGAUCUAGUGGAAAACUCCAGCACGACAACUUAUGGCUUUAGACAACUUGUUGUGACCAGAACACCUCAGCGCAGGUGCUGAGUCAAGCAUCCACAGUUCUGGAGACAUUCUGAAAAAUUAUAUUACAUUCCUCUGAAUCUGGGUCACCAUUUCAUGCCUCUCCAUUACUAACCACACUCUCAACCUAUAAUGAACUCUGAGUCCAACAGCAACAAAAGCACUGCGAGCAAACCAACGCAUAUUGUGAUGUCCAGUACAGUGCAGAGUGAGAGAACAGCAAAAGAGUAAAGUCACUGAAGUCGAUGAGGUAACUUAGAGUUCACUUUUGCCAUGGAUGUUAGAGGUGGAUGCAUACCCUCUAUUGCUGGUAUUUCACGUGACAGAGAAGAUAAGAACUUCAGAGUUGAUUCAGUUUUUGGACGGCUGUUUGGAAGAGUCACAGAACUAAACAUCAGCCCAAAUUGGAGAAGCACUCUCUAAAUCUGCUUGUGAUCAGUUGCACACCUUUUGCGGACAAGGAGUUCUCUUGUAAAGUCAGAGCAUGUGGGAUUGUGGGGAGCGGUCUGAACUGUACAUAAAGCUUUGGGAAUGCCUUGUGUGCCUGUAUGCAAAUAGAGGGCAGGGGCAUGAUUUGUUUUCUUUCUAUUUCUUCAUUUUUUUUUUUUUCCCAGUAACACUAUAGACUUCUGAAAGGGAAUUGAUUGAUUCUCCAAUUGAUUCUCCAAUGGAUGCAUUGAUUCUACUGAGUGCUAAAUAGCUCAGUGGUCAUAUCAAAUAUGGCCAGUGUGCUGAACAACUGGAUUGGGUUUUCUAUGAUAGUAGAAUAAGCUAGUAGACGGGCACUUGUUCUUUUUUUUUAAUGUUUUUUUUUUUAAGAUGAUAUCUGUUUUAUUCUCAGAUGAGCCGUAGCAUAGGAGGAAAUAUUUUGAAUAAAAUAUAGCUGAUUAAUUCUUGUUUCUCUAAUUUCAUACAUUCCUUUGUUUUCUUGUGUGGUAACCAUUGCAUCUUCAAUGUUAACACAAAUAUAAAACAAUAAAAAUGACUGAAAUGUUUUUUUACAAAGAAAGGCUGUAACAAAACAUCCAUUUGGCUCCACUUGAAAACAAAAAAAAAAUGGAUAAAUGAGUUAAGCUUGCUAAGAGGAUUGCCUGUAUGAAGAUGGAAAUGUGUGCAUGUGUGUGUGGAUGUGUGUACAUGCAACAUGGACUCGGUUUUCUGUGUUUCUGUAUGCCUGAGUGAGGAAAGGGGGGUUGCUGUAUUUUGUACAAUGUAAAUGCUUUCAUACAUAUGAAUAUAUAUGAGGAGAUCCGUAAAGGGGAUUUUGUGUGUGUGUGUGUGUGUGUGUGUGUGUCUGCAUUUUUUUCCACAUUAUGUUGCUGACUCUCCAGGCAGUUUUUUUCUAUAUUUCAUGAGAUGUUAAUCAUUGUAAGUUAAAGCAUUGCUCCUCUGGUUCCUGCAAAGUUGGAACUGACACUAUUUAUAGUCGAAGCUUGGUUUAUAAAGGGCAUUUUCACAGCUA
This is a messenger RNA of Scatophagus argus, 5711 nucleotides long. RefSeq names its product sema domain, seven thrombospondin repeats (type 1 and type 1-like), transmembrane domain (TM) and short cytoplasmic domain, (semaphorin) 5Ba (gene sema5ba). Bases 462 to 3851 code for a protein of 1129 amino acids. Lineage: Eukaryota; Metazoa; Chordata; Actinopteri; Scatophagidae. The transcript has 24 exons. The record is from RefSeq and is a predicted model, not a curated record. Gene Ontology annotation, molecular function: chemorepellent activity; semaphorin receptor binding. Gene Ontology annotation, biological process: neural crest cell migration; negative regulation of axon extension involved in axon guidance; axon guidance.